CUCUCUUCCUCGUGUGGCAUGUGUCAUAUAUGCUUGGACCCUGUGCGUGAGAGUUCAGAUUUUAUAACGGGAUCCUGGGCCAACGAACGUCCCCCUCAACAUGGCGCUUCAUCUGAUGAAAGUAAUCAUCCCAGGAAGAGUAGAAGAAACACAAGAGCAGCCGCGGUAGUCAGAGCCCCCCUGCGGACCCCAGCUCGCCUGCCCCUGCCCAGCAGUUCCUGAGUCCUUUAGCACCUGAUGCAGGUGGUCGUAACGGCCACUGAAUCUCUCCACGCGGGAUUGUAUGGACGUGCGGGCCCUUUCAGAUCGCUCUCUGUGAGAAGGUGGCUCAGGACAGCCGGAGUGGAAGUCAGCCAGAGACAGAGGCUUCCGGAGGCAUCUAGGAGGAGAUUAAUAGCCUCAGGUGCAGUCGUGGUCCCACAGGUGCACCUGCGCGCGCACAGAGGGCCCAGGACACGUGGACACGUGGACAUGGCGGGGCAGACUGCCCUGUGGCCUUUCCUGCCGCCCAGCCCCGGGGGCGCCCUCCCCAUGGAGUGGGCCAGCCAGGUGGCACUGUCGGCGUGCUGGCCUUCAGCACGUUCACACGUGCGUGUGUGUGCGGACUUCCAUCUGGGGCUCAAGCGAACAGGUGUCGUUAGCCCUCACUGGAAGACGUUUCCAUUGAGAGACUGUAGAUCUUUCUCAAAGUCAUCCCUGUUGACUGGAGGGGAGAUGGUGGGCGCCCUGGACCGGACCUCCUUGUCCCAACACCACGGCCCCAGAAAGAAGCCUUGUUUUACGUUCCUUGCUGCUCCAGUCAUCUCCUCUAAGUGGCCUCACGUGUCUGUGGUGUCUGUCACUGCUUCCUUCACUCAGCACUACGUCUUCAAGACUCCGCUGCUGUUACAAGAACCAGUCAGUGCUCAGUUCCCUUGUACUGCCCAGAAGACCUCCCUCCUGGGGACUGGCCCCAUCGUGUUCAUCUCCUCAGUGAAGGUCACGGGCGGGUUUCCACGCUGCAGCCGCUACGCCGUCACGGGUGUGCGCUGA
Messenger RNA from Suricata suricatta (meerkat), 1032 nucleotides. RefSeq lists its product as uncharacterized. NCBI's taxonomy places the organism in Eukaryota, Metazoa, Chordata, Mammalia, Carnivora, Herpestidae. The transcript is spliced from 5 exons. Bases 238 to 1032 code for a protein of 264 amino acids. The record is from RefSeq and is a predicted model, not a curated record.